UGAUGUUUACUAUUUGAAUUUGGAUUGUUGUUAAAUCAGUAGUUAUUUUGCCGGCUAACAGAGAUUGUAACCAUUCGUAAUAUUUAAAAAAUGAACAAAUUACAGCUGUUAAAAACGUUUCAAAGCCUUGGCGAACCAAACGACAACAAAAGUGCUACCGCAUACACAGUCUAUUUGGAUCUUUUGGAAUGUCAAAUCUUGGUCGACUAUUUCUACGAUGCGGAUAUUCAAUCCAUUUAUUUUAAGCAAAAGUUAAACGACAACAAAAUCGACUUCAUCAUCCCCAUGACCGUCAACGAAAACAUUAACCUGCUGCGAUUGCAUCAGAUUCGCACAAAGUUAUGUGAUGAUAACAGUGCGCUGGGAAUGGUUGUUGCAGUUGUCUGUGCAAAUGGUGCUAUCAUCUAUCAUAGGUUCAGUGAUGGCAAGGUUCUGGAUUUUCGGUUAAAAAAUUGAGUCAAAGUGAUUUGAUUUUCAAUUUGUUUGUGCCGGUGUACCUAUAGUGUAUCGUUAAAUACAAGAAUUUUUAUAC
Molecule: messenger RNA, 532 nt
Organism: Bradysia coprophila
Lineage: Eukaryota; Metazoa; Arthropoda; Insecta; Diptera; Sciaridae
Biological process (GO): tRNA splicing, via endonucleolytic cleavage and ligation
Molecular function (GO): nucleic acid binding
Source: RefSeq, a predicted model, not a curated record